AGAAACAGAUGAGUCUGUGAGGCCUCCGGGAGGCGCCCGAGGGCGUGGGGACUACGCUUCCCAUGAGGCCUCGCGCGGACGCCCGGGCGGGGCUGUGCGAGGGGUGGGGCUGCGGGCGGCCCUGGAGCGCGGCGCUGAUGGCGGGGCCGGUGAAGGACCGAGAGGCCUUCCAGAGGCUCAACUUCCUGUACCAGGUGAGUCUGCGACAAGGGCCCCACGGGGACGGUGCUCGGCGUCCCAGAGUGACCGCUCCCCUCCCGCAGGCCGCCCAUUGUGUCCUUGCCCAGGACCCCGAGAACCAGGCGCUGGCGAGGUUUUACUGCUACACUGAGAGGACCAUUGCGAAGCGGCUCGUCUUGCGGCGGGACCCCUCGGUGAAGAGGACUCUGUGUCGAGGCUGCUCUUCCCUCCUUGUCCCGGGCCUCACCUGCACCCAGCGCCAGAGACGCUGCAGGGGACAGCGCUGGACCGUACAGACCUGCCUAACAUGCCAGCGCAGCCAACGCUUCCUCAAUGAUCCCGGGCAUUUACUCUGGGGAGACAGGCCUGAGGCCCAGCUCGGGAGCCAAGCAGAUUCCAAACCACUACAACCCUUGCCAAACACAGCCCACUCCAUUUCAGACUGCCUUCCUGAGGAGAAAAUGCAGACUCAGGGUCCCAGUAACCAGUGAUGGAUUCACCCCAUCUCCCAAAUAAAGUUUACUUGUUUUACAUUCCA
This is a messenger RNA of Nomascus leucogenys (northern white-cheeked gibbon), 718 nucleotides long. RefSeq names its product ribonuclease P/MRP subunit p21 (gene RPP21). The transcript has 4 exons. Gene Ontology annotation, cellular component: nucleolar ribonuclease P complex. Lineage: Eukaryota; Metazoa; Chordata; Mammalia; Primates; Hylobatidae. The coding region runs from base 63 to 671 and encodes 202 amino acids. Gene Ontology annotation, biological process: tRNA processing. The record is from RefSeq and is a predicted model, not a curated record.